UCUCGCUCUCUCUCUCUCUCUCUCUGUCUCGCUCUCUCUCACACACACACACACACACACACACGGUGAGCACGUUAAGUGUGUGGAGAAAUGAGUUUUCAGCAACAACACCAAGAAGAAGAUUUUCUUUUCUUCUUUGUGGGUUUUAACCUCCGGAAGCCCUGGAAGACGUCUCACUCUGCUGUGACUUUCAUGAGUUUGCUGUGAGCUGACAGGGAGCCGGACUCCAGCGGACCCUGUUGGAACCUGAACCGAAAAGAUCCUCUGCAGGUCAGCAGCUUUCUGUUCUGGUUUUACUGGUUCCAGUUUCUGCUCAGCCUCAUUAAGCUGCCACAGAGACGCAACACAACGACAUUUAACAGCCUCAUUUAAGGACAACAGCAUUAAAGCUAAAAAUCCAAACAGCAGCUGGGGGCCCCGUGGCCCCCGAGGGCCUCCUGCAGACACGACUCAGGGCAGCACAGAGCUCAGCGUGCUGGAAACAUCAGCAACUCAUAAAGCUCCUCCCACUCGCCACCCGCUGAGGAAGAGGAGGAGGAGGAGGCGGAGAGUCUGAGCAUGAUGCUGCCGCACACCAGUGACGACCAGAUCAAGAAAAGACCUGAAGAAGAGGAAGAGGAGGAGGAACAGUCUACCCCACCUCCUCCUCCUCUUCCUCCUGUUCCCAUGUCGACCUCAGAGGAUACCCAAUCAGCAGCUAAGGCAAACACUCCGGCCAGUCGGGACGUGAGCUCAGACUCAGGGGAGGAGACGGCGGCCGCGCUCUUGGGCUCCAACAAGGAAGUGCUACCAUGGCGACAGAUAGAGGAGGAGGAGGAGGAGACGCAGGCGGUGGCCUCAUCACCUGACGGACGAUUCCUCAAGUUCAACAUCGAGAUCGGACGAGGAUCCUUCAAGACGGUUUACAGAGGACUGGACACAGAGACCACAGUGGAGGUGGCCUGGUGUGAGCUGCAGACUCACCGUCUGAACAAGGUGGAGCGUCAGAGGUUCAAUGAGGAGGUGGAGAUGCUGAAAGCCCUGCAGCAUCCAAACAUCGUCCGAUUCUUCGACUCCUGGAAGUCGACGCUGCGGGGCCACAAAUGCACCAUCCUGGUGACGGAACUGAUGACAUCCGGCACCCUCAAGACGUACCUGCGCAGGUUCCGUCAGAUGAAGCCGAAGCUGCUGCAGCGUUGGAGCUUCCAGAUCCUGAAGGGGCUGCAGUUCCUGCACUCACGCUGCCCCCCGAUCCUGCACAGAGAUCUUAAGUGCGACAACAUUUUCAUCACUGGACCCACCGCCUCCGUCAAGAUCGGAGACCUGGGCCUCGCCACACUCAAGAAGGCCUCAUUCGCCAAGAGUGUCAUCGGGACUCCAGAGUUCAUGGCUCCUGAGAUGUAUGAGGAGAAGUAUGAUGAGGCCGUGGAUGUUUACGCCUUUGGAAUGUGCAUCCUGGAGAUGGCGACGUCUGAGUAUCCCUACUCUGAGUGUCAGAACGCCGCCCAGAUCUACCGCAAAGUCACCAAGGGAAUCAAACCCGACAGUUUCUACAAAGUGAAAGUCCCGGAGCUGAAGGACAUCAUUGAAGGCUGCAUUCGAACCAGAAGUAGCGAGAGGUUCACGGUCCAGGACCUGCUGGAUCACCGGUUCUUCCAGGAGCAGCUGGGCGUCCACGUGGAUCUGGCUGAGGACGACGACGGCUCGAAGGCGGCUCUGAAGCUCUGGCUCCGGAUGGACCACAACAAGAAGCUUCACGGGAAAUACAAAGACAACAACGCCAUCGAGUUCCUGUUUGAGCUUUACAAAGACGUCCCUGAGGAGGUGGCCCAGGAGAUGGUGGUGCUGGGGUUUGUGUGUGAGGCAGACUAUAAGCUGGUUGCCAAGGCGAUCAGACACAGAGUGACCGCCAUAAAGCGCCAGAGGGAGAAACAGCGGCGCCUGUUGGAGGAGGAGGAGCCUAACUGCACUCCCCAAGCACCUGAAUCGCCCAAUCAGGCGCGUGCAGCUGAUACGAGCACUUCUGCUGCUGGAAAGGUAGCCAGUGAGCUGGACACAGCUGCUGCCUGGAUACAAGCCCCGCCCCCUGUGACGGUGACAUCACCUACGCUGUCAUCGAGCAGCAGCCCGGUGGAUUCUGGGAACAGCAGCGUCUCCAGCAGGACUGAAGGGGGCAGAGACGAAGACGAGAAAGCCACCAGACCCACCUCGUACUCCUCCACCACAUCGGACUGUGAGAUGGAUAGCUCCGCUGGCUCCUCAGGUGUCCUGGAGAAGGUUGAAGCCACGCCUCCUGUUCUCCCAAACCCCACCCACCCCGUACCCACACCUGCACCGGCCCAGGAAACCCCUCGAACUGAGGAUACCCCUCCCCCCGUGAUCCGGGCUCCAGCCAAACCUCCACCUCUACCUGUGCUGCGCUUCCCCAAGAGCAUCGCCGUGUCCCACAGUACCGACCGGCUGCCAUCUGAAUCCAUCUGCGGCUUCUCCUCACCUGUCGACAGCUACGCCUCUGAUGUCACCUCAGGUUUGAGUGAUGGCAACGAUGGCCAAUCAGACAAGGGUAACCAGGAAGUGAGCAAACAGGCGGCUACAAAGCAGUUCAGGAGGAGGGCGAGGGCUCGUCUGAAAAUCACAGGGGUGUCAGACAUGGUGGACCGCGUGGUCGAGUGUCAGCUGCAGACUCACAACAGCAAGAUGGUGACGUUUAAGUUUGACCUGGACGGAGACAAUCCAGAGGACAUCGCCUCUGUUAUGAUCCACAGAGACUUCAUCCUGCCGUCGGAGCGAGACGGUUUCAUCCUCCGCAUGUAUGACAUCAUCAACAAGGCGGAGUCUAUGAUGCUUCAGCAGCAGCCUGCCGACACCGACGGGUUAUCUCACCUGACGGCCGCCACGCUGCCUAAGUCCACGCCAAACGUGCCGGUCUCGGGUCUGUCCAGAACUCUGUCCUCGUCUUCACUUCCUGACAUUGCAGGUGCUGAUCCCUCCCCCUCGAAGGCCGUAGACUUCUACAUCGACUCUGAGGCCACACCCUCCGUCAGAUCACUGAGGUCGCAGUCCUUCAACACUUCCUCAGCUUCCCACCAUCAGCCCCCCCAAUACCCCCUCCAUCACCUCCAACCAGACACCACCGCUUCCCCUCAGUAUCACCUCCCGUCUCACCCAUACUCCCCCUACACCACCCCCUUUCCCACCCAAAGCUCCUCGACUGGUCUGCCCCGGGUCCACAGUAACACCUCCCUCCUAACCCCCACCUCUUCUAGCUCAGCCCAUGCCCCGCCUCCUCCUCCCCCUCCCCCUCCUCAUUGGCCCCCUCCUGACCAGCCUCUCUUCUCUCUGGCCAAUGUACUCUCUCUGGCCAUGAGUGUGGCCCACUCCUUCAUGCCCCCACCUGGAACCCCCAACCAAAGCUUUCACCUCCAGCCCCCAUUCCCCUCUCCCCAGGAUCCCCUCUCUUCUCCUAUGUCUCCAUCUCUGGACUCAAAACUUCAUCCUCCAAGCCAUGCGUCCUUCUCUGGUCCCUUCUCGCCCUACACCCCCUCCACCCAUCAGACAGGCUCCGCCACUGACAGCCUGCCAGGGGUGCUGUCCAGCCGGACUCCAGAUGCAUCUCAGGUGGGAAAGGAGCAUCGGUGGCAGCCUCACAGUCCUGUCCAGCUGAAGGUCAGCUCAUCUCCGCCCCCUCAUGGUUCAGAGACUGUUUCUGCUCCCAGUCUGACCAGUGCCAGUCCCAGAGAGGAGCUCUCUGACUCCUCCCCCUCCUGCUCACCUGCCUCGAUUGCUCACAGCACAGUGUCUUCCCUUGUCUCCCCAUCACCCAGACCGUCACCCGUACAGGAGGUGAAGAAAACUUCAAUCGUCAAGGUUGGUCGUUUCCAGGUGACGCCCUCUGUCCAUAAUCAGGAGGCACGCCCCCUCAGUCAGGUGACACCUACCGCCCACUCCCCACCUCCCUCCAGACUGGACCAAUCAGAGAGCUCAGAGAGCAGUACGGAGGAGGAGAGUGAAUCUGAGAGCAGCAUCAAUACAGUGACGGCCUGCCCACCUGGACAUCUCCUAAGUUACCAUAGCAACUCCGGAGGACAGGAGGAGGAGGAGGAGGAAAAGAGGAGACCAGGUGGGAGACUGAGCGUCAGCCAGUCAAUGAGUGGCAGCAGCUUUGGCCAAUCUUGGAGCCGCUCAACAUCCUGCAUCAGCAGUGAUGAAUCAGAGAGCGACAAUGAGGAGAUGUGGGAGGAGCUGCAGGAGCUCCGGGAAAGACACCUGGUGGAGGUGCAGAACCUGCAGGCCAAUCAGAAGCGAGAGAUUGAGGACUUGUACCUGAGGAUGGGUAAAGCCCCGCCCCCCGGCAUUGUCUCUCCAGCCGCCAUGCUAAACCACCGCCAGCGACGCAUCUCCAAGACCGGAAACUACCCUCCUCGCAAAAACAGCCUGCAGAAACAGGAUGCACUGCCCCCUGCAGGUAUCAUGAGGAAGAGCUCGGUGAGCGGCAGCAGCAGUGGAUCUCAGGAGAGAGUAGGAAAAGGUGUGACAUUUGCCCCUGAACCCAGCUGCAUGUAAUGGAGGAGCUGCUUACUAGCGGUGGAAAACUGAUGAUGAAGAUGAGUCUUCAGGGAACACACGUCACUUUAUGAAACCUGCAGAAACAUGAAAAUCUGUUUUAACAAGCUGCCUGCUGAACAUUUUAUCCUGUUUGUUCCGUUUGAUGUCUUAAUUAAUUUAGGUUAGGUUAAUUUUGAAAUUUUGAGGCUUGAACAACAUUUUCAUGACAUUUCAGCACUCGCAAGAAAGCACAUUUGAAACACCUCAAAAUUGAAAUCAUGUGAGUUUAUGACUUUUUCUUUAAGGGUCAAGAGAAAGUCUUGCAUCUUAAUGAGCCUCAUGUGAUAGGUCCUUUGAACACAUCAGCUUCAGAGCCACACUGAACUUCUAUACAUUUGAGAGGAGCCCAAUAACCUGACACCAGGAAAUCAGCUGCUGACUGCUGGGGUUUGGUUUGUUCUCCGAGCCUCACUGCUCGUCAUUUCUGUCUUCUCUGUUUAUUCACUUUGACUCGGACUGCUGCUCAUUUCAUGUUUGACAGGUGAAGUCAGGUUUUCAUGUGGUUUAAGAGUUCAUGAGGUUCACAGUCUUUUUCAUCAAGUCUUCUGCUUUAAGUCACUAAGCAGAACAGAAACGUUUAACAAAUGCUUCAUUACACAUCGUAAUGUAGCUGUGAGCAGUGACGAGAACAUUUUAAACUUUUAUCAAUGUUCCACAGUUGUUAGAAACUUUAUUCAUCUCCCCAGGUUAGCUUCUCCAUCACCUGCACUUUAACAACAUGUUGCAUUUCUGUUACAGCUGACACACAAACCAACAGAAUAAAGUCACGGCACUUUUCAAAACAAAACCACAAAGUUCUUUAGGAAGAACCAGGAACAAAAACAAAAGACAAUCCACCCUUAGGUCCCGCCUCCUCCACCUCACCAGGCAGUCAUAGCGUAGCAUCAGCCACCUUCUCUGAUGCAAGCUUUUGAGAUUUUCUUCUUUUUCAGGCUGAUUUUGUGGAUUUUGAAUGAGUGGUGUUUAAAUAUUGUGUGAUACAUGUUAUGUGGAGGAGAUGGAGGGAGAUAUGUGUUUCUUUAUAUCUAAAUUAAUCAUUAAUUAGCACUUAUGUGCUAAGCUAGCCUCUGAAGCUAAAUGUGUGCACAUGCUGUUUUUGUUUUUAAGUUCUGGAACAAUGAAUAAAGACCUACUCAGCUUUA
Scatophagus argus is the source of this 5726-nucleotide messenger RNA. Its product is annotated as serine/threonine-protein kinase WNK4-like. Lineage: Eukaryota; Metazoa; Chordata; Actinopteri; Scatophagidae. Gene Ontology annotation, cellular component: cytoplasm; cytosol. The record is from RefSeq and is a predicted model, not a curated record. Gene Ontology annotation, molecular function: protein serine/threonine kinase activity; ATP binding; potassium channel inhibitor activity. Gene Ontology annotation, biological process: protein phosphorylation; intracellular signal transduction; negative regulation of sodium ion transport. The coding region runs from base 559 to 4542 and encodes 1327 amino acids. The transcript is spliced from 25 exons.